This is a messenger RNA of Corylus avellana, 1530 nucleotides long. The record is from RefSeq and is a predicted model, not a curated record. NCBI's taxonomy places the organism in Eukaryota, Viridiplantae, Streptophyta, Magnoliopsida, Fagales, Betulaceae.
AUGCCGGAGGAGGAAGACGAAGACGACGACGGGUAUAGGUCUGCAAACCCUUUUGCGGAGCACCGAACGCAAGGCCGUCGACCCCCUGCGCAAGCUCAUGCUAAUCGGUGGGAGAGCGGGUUCAAACUUGAGAUUCCAAAAUUCCACGGGGGUCUUGAACCCGAAGAAUUUCUGGAUUGGGUGGCGGUAAUUGAAGAAAUUCUCGACUUCAAGGAGGUACUGGAAGAUUGGCGAGUUUCUUUGGUCGCAACCAAAUUUCGGGGUAGGGUUCCGGCAUGGUGGCAGCAAUUAAAGCAAGCUAGAGCACGUUCGAAAUCCGUAGAUGAAUACACGGAGGAGUUCUACAAAUUAUUGACACGAGUUGAUUUGUCUAAGACGGAGGAGCAAUUAGUGUCCCGGUAUAUUGGGGGGUUGAGGCCACAAAUUCAAGACACAUUAAACUUCUUUGACCCCGCCAAGGUUUCGAAGGCUCAACAAUGGGCGUUGUUAAUUGAGAAGGCAUCGGCACGUGGGUCAUUCAACUCAUUGGGACGUAGUGGCGGUGGAAGCUACAACCAGUCAAGAGUUCCGUUCACAACUCGGGAGACCCUUUCCCAAGUGACCGGCCCAAGUAAAAACCCCAUACCCAUGGGGCAGCCAAGCCGAAUCGGGGCUACAACCGGGCCCAAGUGUUUUCGUUGCGCAGAGAUGGGCCAUCGGAUGGCGGAUUGUCGCAAGGGUGAGAAGUAUGGAAAGGCCCUACUCAUUGAUUCGGGAGGCGAUGGAAAAGACCAAGCAGCAAACUUCGACGAUUUCGAUGGGGCCGACGAAGAAUUUGCCACAAGAGAUGACAUUCCUUUAUUGAUGGGGUGCAAACUUGUUAUUGAUGGGGGCAGCUGUGAGAACGUCGUGGCUGAGGAAGCGGUUCAAAAAUUGGGCCUUGCAACGGAGAAGCACCCUACACCAUAUCGCUUGGAGUGGCUCAAGAAAGAAGACGAGGUAAUUGUGUCUAAACGUUGCCUUGUGAGUUUUUCAAUUGGAAAACGAUAUAAGGAUAAGGUGUGGUGUGAUGCGGUGGCGAUGGAUGCGUGCCAUAUAUUACUCGGGAGACCAUGGCAAUAUGAUAGGAAUGCACAUCAUGAUGGAAGGAAGAACACAUACAGCUUCUUGGUUGACAAUGUGAAGCUUACUCUCCUACCCGAUCCGGGUGAAAGUCCCAAACCUUCAACCGAAACGGAUCGAACAUUGUUGGCCAGACAUGAGUUCGUUAAGGAGAUGAUAGAAGCGGAUUGUAGGUACUUGCUAGUGGGUAAAGAAGGCAAGAAGAUAGAAGAGGUGCCGGAAGAAGCCCAGGGGUUAGUCGAAGAAUUUGCAGAUGUAUUUCCGGUUGAGUUACCCGAUGAACUACCUCCUCUUCGUGACAUACAACACCAAAUUGAUUUGGUGCCGGGAUCGAGCCUACCCAAUCGACCACAAUACCGCAUGAGCCCCAAAGAGCAUGAAGAGUUGAGGCGACAAGUAGAGGGGUUAUUAGCCAAAGGACAUAUUUGA